Messenger RNA from Trichomonas vaginalis G3, 468 nucleotides. Its product is annotated as organellar and viral DNA polymerase type B. The record is from RefSeq and is a predicted model, not a curated record. The annotation marks the transcript as partial. The transcript has a single exon. NCBI's taxonomy places the organism in Eukaryota, Parabasalia, Trichomonadida, Trichomonadidae.
AUGUAUCGGAAGUUGUCUAAGUUAGAACACUCGGAAAUAAAACAACUUCUUACAGAAGCUAACAUAGAAGUAGCAAAACAUUACGCAACAAACAAAAAAGCACUCGCUGACAUCCUCAAUGACUAUAAUGGUGCAAUAAGUUAUGAUAGAAUUCAUGAGUUCAUAAAGCCGCAACGCGGCGAGGACGAAGUCCAUGCAAGAGCAUUUCCUUUAAAUGACAUUGCUAUUGACUUAUAUCAUAGACGUUCAGUACCUCAUGAAGUAAGAAGAGAAAUGUUUGACAUAACAAAUGCAAACGUUGGUGAAACAAGAAGAAGAGACGACACACUGAAACAACAGAGAAGAGAGAUGUUUAAAAGUGCUAUAGAACAAGUUCGCAAAGCUAACGAUGUCAUUCGUUCCAUUGACGACAAACCAAAAGAAGGUGAGAGAUGGUUAAAGAAAGAUGAAGAGAAUAGGAAGAGAAAU